Messenger RNA from Vigna umbellata (rice bean), 1738 nucleotides. Its product is annotated as MADS-box transcription factor 23-like. Gene Ontology annotation, cellular component: nucleus. Lineage: Eukaryota; Viridiplantae; Streptophyta; Magnoliopsida; Fabales; Fabaceae. Gene Ontology annotation, molecular function: DNA-binding transcription factor activity; protein dimerization activity; RNA polymerase II transcription regulatory region sequence-specific DNA binding. The record is from RefSeq and is a predicted model, not a curated record. Gene Ontology annotation, biological process: positive regulation of transcription by RNA polymerase II.
UUUUUUUUUUUAAUCCUUUUUCCCCUUUAAGAUUCUCUCUGUCUUUCUCGGAAAAUCAUUUGCUCUUCCUUCUUCACCACAGCAUGUGGAUCCAAGCGUCUAUUUUCUCUUUCACAACCGCGUCGUUUUGAUUUUCGCUUUUUUAUUUUUUUCUGUUCUUAUUCGUCUAAUUGAAGUAUCGGUUGUGGAUCUGUUUUGCAGCUAGUGCUUUUCUGAAUCGAAGGAUCUGAUUGUUAGGGUUUGGUAUGGGGAGAGGAAAGAUCGUGAUAAGGAGGAUCGACAAUUCGACGAGUAGGCAAGUCACGUUCUCGAAACGAAGGAACGGUUUGCUGAAGAAGGCGAAGGAGCUUGCGAUCUUGUGCGAUGCUGAAGUCGGAGUUAUGAUUUUCUCCAGCACCGGAAAACUCUACGAUUUCGCCAGCUCCAGCAUGAAAUCAGUUAUUGACCGAUACAACAAAUCAAAAGAAGAAAAUUGUCAACUUGGGAGUUCGGCCUCCGAAAUUAAGUUUUGGCAAAGGGAGGCAGCAAUGUUAAGGCAACAAUUACACAAUUUGCAAGAAAGCCACCGAAAAAUCAUGGGGGAGGAACUGUCAGGUUUGACAGUCAAAGAAUUACAAAAUUUGGAGAACCAAUUAGAAAUUAGCCUUCGCGGUGUCCGUAUGAAAAAGGAUCAACUUCUAAUGGAUGAAAUACAAGACCUAAAUCGAAAGGGAAACCUCAUACGCCAAGAAAAUGUGGAACUGUAUAAGAAGGUCCAUGGAACAAAAGAUGAUAGCGAAACAAACAGAGAUUAUGUUCUCACAAAUGGUCUAGGCAUAGGAGAGGAUUUGCAUGUGCCCGUGAAUCUCCAGCUAAGCCAGCCACAGCAACACUAUAAGGCUCCUUCAGGAACUGCAAAAUUGGGGAUACCAAUUUUAAUCCAAUCAGGACACAUGCAGGAGCAUAUCGCCUACCAUUGGAUGAACUGACCUAGUCGGACUAUCUCUGAGAAACCAACUAUCUGAGCAUGCCCCUUGUCUUUAUAAAUGACACAAUUUCCUACAGCACUCUUAGUGUACUUCACUAUCUCCAUUAUUACAUCCUAAUGCUUCUGGCAAGGAGAGUUCAAGAAUAGACUCACCACACUUACUGCACAGGGAACAUGUGGUGGAUGAAUGACUGAAGAUAAUUCAACUUUCCAAUCAACAUCUUAUAUUUCACCGAGAUUCAAUAAGGGCUCCUCCCAGUUUGGUAGCAAUCUAACAUAUGGAUGAAUGAGUAUGAGAUAAUUCAAUUUUCCAAUCGGUUCUAUAAUUCCUCAGUUUCAAUAAGGGCUCCUCCUAAUUGGAUAGCAAUCUAACAUGAGGUUUCAUCGAAGUUUCUACUUGCUUGGCAUUCAGUAGAUCAGUUUCUGGCAAGAUGUCAAGAACAAAUUUCCUCUAAUAGGUCACCAAAUCAUCCUUGGAUUGAGCAAUUUUGAAACCUAGGAAAUACCUUACCAAGGUCUUUAAUCUAGAACUGGCACGAGAGGUACUAUUUGAGGUUGUGAAUUUACACCGACCAAAGCUUAUAAGGAAAUUAUCAUUUACAAACAUAAGAUGAAUGCAUCCCUGAGUUGAAUGGUGAUGGAAGAUAGAGUGAUAGACUUUACUACAAAUCAUACCAAGUUGUUGCACAGCAGUAAGAAAGCGACCAAAAUAGAUUUGAGGGGACUAUUUGGUUCCAUAUAGGAACUUGUGAAGCCCGACAAACCAUAGUA